AUGGCCUUCGCACACUACGUCAAGCUCGAACCGGACAGCCACAACCAUCACCACAACCAGCAGCAGCACCAGCAGCACCAGCACCACUACUACUUCGGAGGAAGAGAGACCUCGUCGUCGUCACCCUGGCCGUCUUCACCGCCGCUGCCGGACUUCGCGACCCACGCCGGCGCCGCCGGAGCGAGCCGACCGGCCAGCGCGACGGGCUUCCUCUCCUCGAGCAUGAACUUCCUCGCCGGCGUCGUUGCGGACCCGACCUCCGGAGCCGCACCGGCGGAGCUUUUCAAACUCCGCGCGCGUGAUGCCGAUACCGUCCAGUCACUGGUCUCGGUCCUCGCCGCAAGCACCACCACGAGCGCCGGCUCGCCGCCCGAUCUUGCCGGAGCAGCGGGCGCGCCGGGCUCCCCGCCGCCUGCGACUCCGCCGCCGCCGAGCCUGUCGAGCAGCCUGAGCCUGACGUCAUCGUCGGCCUCGUGUCCGGUCCGGCCUCGAGCCCCGCGGCGGUCGGUCAAAGGCGGCGGUGGCGCCACUUCGCCCGGAGUUGCGCGCCAGCACCACCACCCGACCUCGCCGUAUGCCUGGGACCACCAGCACCAGCACCACCAUCAACCGGUUGUCCACCACCAGCACCCGCACCAGCACCAGCACCGCGAGCUGUACGGCCAACAGCCGCCAGCACAUGCCGGGCACUACCACCCGUACCUCCACGCGCCCGGCGUCGUGCCGGUGGCGCCGUGCCACCACCACCACCCGCAGCAGUUCCCGACACCAUCGGCGUACUCGCACGUGAGUGGCCACCACAAUUUGUCGACAAAUCACCAGCAUUCCGGAAAUUCCGAGCAUUGGCACGGGCACUACGCGGCGCACCAGCACGACCAGUGCGCCGCCACCGGCCGGCCGAUGUUCUGGUCGUCGUCGACGGGCGUCGUGACGCGGGCGACGACGCCCAUCAGCCGCACGAUGUCGGGCGAGGACAGCGAGAUCACCAGCGGCGCCACGACCACGUCGGUCGCGGCCACCAGCGCCGCCGUAGCCGCGGCUGCCACCGCGCUCAUCCGGGCCCACGCCACCCAGCAGCUGCGUAAGCGACGACGCUCGCAGUCGGCCCCGCCGCCGCGCGACCAGGCCAUCAUCGUGGCCCGCAACGGGCGACAGGUCCGGCGACAGUGCGACGACGUUGACGACAACAGCAACUACGAGAGCCGAGCGCCGGCGAUGGCGCUGACAACAACGUCAAGCGCCGGGACGUCGUCGCCGUACUCGUCGCCGAUGGCGGUGUCGUCGCCGCAGAGCUGCGUGGAGCACUGGUACGGGCAGUCGGCCACGACCUCGUCGCCACCGACAUCGCCCACGGGCGCCGCCUCACGAACGAGCACCACCAAGCGCUCGGACAUCUACGGCCUUCUCAACUGA
This is a messenger RNA of Acanthamoeba castellanii str. Neff, 1413 nucleotides long. RefSeq lists its product as uncharacterized. The record is from RefSeq and is a predicted model, not a curated record. Bases 1 to 1413 code for a protein of 470 amino acids. Lineage: Eukaryota; Discosea; Longamoebia; Acanthamoebidae. The transcript is spliced from 2 exons.